AUGCGGUGUAACGCGUCUUGGGAGCUCCGACAGCAGAAGACCGGUUUUAUGAAGAAGACGGUCCUUCCGGUUUUGCGAUGUACCCGAGAUAAGACGCGAAAUCACGACCUCUGGCUUUACGACGGCAACUGGGUGUCUCGGUGGCAGAAACGACGAAAAUUGGGAGGAAAGGAGAAAACGCUGAUCGAAGAAGCGAUUGCCAAUGGGGAAAUACCCCCGAUUUUACCAAAGCGUCCAAAACCAGUUUCGGCGAUUCCUACAGGCCCAGAUGGGAAGGAGCGACUCGACGGCCUCCUCACGAUCAAACCGAAACAGAAAUUCGCCAACAGAUUGUGUCUGUUGCUCGCUGAUAAGACGACUCGAUGCAAAGAUUGCGACUUUUGGCUUCGCGGCGUGAAAGUGAAGCCGGACCACGACGGCAACGUCAUCCAUCAGGGGAAGACGUGGUGCCACUUGCACGACAAAAGUCGGAAAAUUGGAGAUACCCUUCGGAAAUACCGUUGUUCUGAAACCGGAGAGCGUUUGGUCGUUUGCCGCAACCCGUGUGGAACGUGCUUCUGGGCUGGCUUGUCGUCCGCGCCGGAAAAAUACAGCACUGUUCCUCAACACGGUAGCAGACCUAGUCGCUCGAGUCGAGCGUCAGUUGACGUAGAGGGAGGGGAAGUGUCCAUGGAGCAGGGUGUGAUCGACCGGCACUUCGCCCCGUUCACGAUGUAUGAGGAGAGCCCUGCAUUGCGAGGGGUGAAGUCCUCGAGAAGUGCUCAUGAUGGAGACGCAGCUGAGGACUCCCCUGGAGGACUGAAGUUGCAACGCACGACCGAAGCAGGGUUCUCCUUUGACCGUUUGUAUAAGGAGCAGCUGCCGUCGGAACCCUCACUGAAGUGGGAGCCUCAUCAGUUUGAACCUACUUUGUAUCUUUAG
Perkinsus marinus ATCC 50983 is the source of this 921-nucleotide messenger RNA. RefSeq lists its product as hypothetical. Bases 1 to 921 code for a protein of 306 amino acids. The record is from RefSeq and is a predicted model, not a curated record. Lineage: Eukaryota; Perkinsozoa; Perkinsida; Perkinsidae. The transcript is spliced from 7 exons.